Molecule: messenger RNA, 1775 nt
Organism: Ziziphus jujuba (common jujube)
Lineage: Eukaryota; Viridiplantae; Streptophyta; Magnoliopsida; Rosales; Rhamnaceae
Product: glucan endo-1,3-beta-glucosidase 12
Exons: 3
Coding region: 136-1584 (482 amino acids)
Biological process (GO): carbohydrate metabolic process
Cellular component (GO): plasma membrane
Molecular function (GO): hydrolase activity, hydrolyzing O-glycosyl compounds
Source: RefSeq, a predicted model, not a curated record
UCUCUACCCCCCCCUCCAUAAAGCUACUCUCUACUCCCACUCUCUCUUCUUCACGCUAACUCCCACUUUCUCGUCGUUUCCGUACUUCCGUGAACUUCUCUCCAUUUUCUUCUUCUUCCUCCUCAUUUCCUUCUGAUGCUCUGUUUUACUCAGAACCGGAGCAUGGAGCGGUUUUCUCUUUUCUUAUGCUUUCUGGGUCUCGUUUCCAUCUCAGCAUUUGCAGAUGCGGGUUCAAUCGGAGUGAACUAUGGAAGAAUCGCAAACAACCUUCCGUCUGCAGGGAAGGUGGUUCAGCUUCUGAAAUCGCAGGGUUUAGAGCGUGUUAAGGUCUACGAUACAGAUCCUGCUGUUCUCAAAGCCUUGUCUGGGUCCGGAAUCAAAGUGACAGUGGAUCUACCCAACGAGCUUCUGUUCUCGGCAGCCAAACGUCAGUCUUUCGCCAACACAUGGGUUCAGAAAAAUGUUGCCGCUUAUCACCCAUCUACCCAAAUCGAAUCCAUUGCGGUGGGUAAUGAAGUAUUCGUGGAUCCCCACAAUACCACCAAGUUUCUAGUACCCGCCAUGAAGAACAUCCAUUCGGCUCUCGUUAAAUACAAUCUUGACUCCGCCAUUAAAGUCUCAUCCCCCAUUGCUCUCAGUGCUCUCCAAAACUCCUACCCUGCUUCAGCCGGGUCAUUCCGACCCGAACUCGUUGAACCCGUGUUCAAACCCAUGUUGGAUUUCCUCCGUCAAACCGGGUCGUACCUAAUGGUUAACGCAUAUCCAUUUUUCGCUUUUGAGUCAAACUCUGACGUCAUUUCCUUAGACUACGCUCUGUUUCGGGAGAACCCGGGUGUUGUGGAUUCGGGUAACGGGUUGCGUUACUUUAGCCUCUUUGACGCCCAAAUCGACGCCGUUUUCGCCGCUAUGUCUGCUCUGAAAUACGACGAUAUCGAAGUGGUCAUAACUGAGACUGGCUGGCCGUCAAAGGGAGACGAGAAUGAGAUAGGUGCGAGUGUAGAGAACGCCGCCGCUUAUAAUGGCAACCUUGUCCGUCGGAUUCUCACCGGCGGUGGGACCCCAUUGAGACCCAAAUCAAAUCUAACCGUCUAUUUGUUCGCCCUCUUCAACGAAAACCAGAAAAACGGUCCCACUUCGGAGAGAAACUACGGCCUAUUUUAUCCCACCGAACAGAAAGUUUACAACAUUCCGUUUACCGUCGAGGGAGUGAAAAAUUACCAUGAUACCCCUCGUGCACCGGCAACCGGAGGUCAGCAUGUUGCAGCCCCAGUCAAAGGUAACGGCGGGGUUUCAAAAAGUUUAACGGGGAGCACAUGGUGCGUAGCCAAUGGACAGGUUGGGAAAGAGAGGCUACAGGCGGCUCUAGAUUUCGCUUGCGGUGAGGGAGGUGCUGAUUGCCAUCCGAUCCAGCCAGGUUCCACGUGUUACGAUCCUAACACGCUUGAAGCCCACGCUUCGUUUGCUUUCAAUAGUUAUUAUCAGAAAAAUGGGCGUACAAUGGGGACGUGUUACUUCGGCGGAGCGGCAUACGUAGUCACUCAACCACCUCAGUAUGGAAAGUGCGAGUUCCCGACUGGAUAUUGAAGAGGAUACAAAGGGGAAUAUGAUGGAUCAAAAAGAUUGGAAGGGGAUUGAUCGGUUUUUAUGUAUUUUUAGUGAAAUUUUGGGUUCUCUCCUUUGUAUGUAAUCUUGGGGUAGCUGUUGUUGUAGACCAUUUAACUUGACUUUGUUUGUGUCCAUAUAUUAAUUAAUUAAUUGCUUUCACUUUUCCGCUA